This is a messenger RNA of Culex pipiens pallens (northern house mosquito), 2079 nucleotides long. RefSeq lists its product as uncharacterized. The record is from RefSeq and is a predicted model, not a curated record. Lineage: Eukaryota; Metazoa; Arthropoda; Insecta; Diptera; Culicidae. The transcript has 5 exons. Bases 1088 to 1645 code for a protein of 185 amino acids.
AAAAAAAAACUAAAAACGUUUCAUAACGAAAAAGAAAAGUAGCUGGUAGUAGUAGAAGAUGGUGCAGUACUAGAAUAACUUUUUUUAAAGUUAACUAACAUCCAAUUGCCAUUUUUAAAGUUUAACUAACAUCCAAGAAAGCGACCUAAACUAAAUGUUUUGAACACAAAAACGAUAUUUCAGAGCAAACCUUAUCCGAAAUUAUUCUCUGAAGCAUGAUCUAAUUCUGUUACAAUCUCUUGCUCUUUAUUUACAGCUCCUACUCAAUCCUGCCAUGGUUCAACUCUUAAAAUCGUUAACGUUCAAUCCAUAGCAACGCCAACACCGAUUCGGCGCUCAAAAAGAUCACCAAAACCGUCCCAACGCCUUCUAUCGAGUGUGGAUACCUCCCAAAACGCAAACACCCCGAGAGUGCAAUCCAAGGCGAAUGAGGUCAACAAGACCUUUGCCUACCCUAUUGCGGACGAGGUGACCGUUGAGCGACUCGAGGCUGCCGUACGGAAGGAUUAGGAAGCGUGGAACACAUAUGUUGCCUUUCUGCGCUCGUUAAAACCGAAGGACGCAGAUAUUACAGUAAUCUUCAGGGAAGUGUUCACCGACGAAGCACUGCUCAACUAUAACGUGAAUGGAACUAAGCAGCACGGCAAAAAGCGAAUGAAAAGUAUGGCGAUUUUUUGGGACUGUUUACUCGAAGCUUGGAAGGAGAAUGGACUGGAACCAACAACGUUACAUAUUCAACUGAUGCGAGUGAUUUUCCUCCUCAACAAACGAAAACAAAACCACAAGUACCGACAGGGGAAAAAAUCCCUUUAAAGUGCUAUAUACCAUCCUCAAUUAGAAGAAUAUGGUGUGCUUUUUCAUUUUAUGACGAAACAAUGAAGUACCAGAAUCGUCACUACUAAAUGCAAGAAACUGAAGGCUAAUGUUAUGUUAUUGUUUUCAACAGAAUUAAAUAAAGAAUUAUCAACAACAAAAAUCCAGCAUUUUAAAAUAACAAAAUAAAAACAAAAAAUCCGCAGCUAACUCCCACUUUUCAUCCACAGAUCCUUUCCACGCCAACGCCUUCGUAAUCGUGAACGUCGAAUCCAUGGAAAGCGCACCCUGGCUUGCGGCGACGGACUCCGACGAUGACGGUGAAAAGUCAAACGACUCCUCCCACCCAGAAGCGAAAUCAACCGCUCGACGCUCGAAACGCUCCUCCAAGCGCGAAAUUCUCAGCAAGAGCAUGUCCCAGCGCAAGGCGAAGCUCAACACGAGCGCGAUCAAGGGCUUCAGCUUUCCGCUUGCGGAAGAGGACGCCGUCGAACGGCUGGAGAAAGGCGUGCGCAAAAAUCAGCAGACACGGGCGAAAUAUAUCAAACUUUUGCGAUCGGUUAAACCCAGGACCGCGAACGUUUCGGCCGUUUUCAAGCAUCUGUUUAUGGACGAAGCAAUGCUGAACUACAAUUGGGUUGGCAAGUUUCGAAACAAGGAGAGAAAAUCGGUGAAAAAUUACAGCAUUUUUCAGGACUGUAUGCUCGAAGCGUGGCAGGACCACGGCGUCAAUCGCACCAAUUUAGAGGAGAGCCUCAGGCGGGUGAUCCAGCAGAUCUACAAGCGCGAACGGGACCGGUUUUACUACAGACGGAACCGAAGUGGUUUAUAGUAGAAAACAAGACUAAUCGCUAUUUUCUUUUUGUUGUACUCUUAAUGUUUACGGUGACGGUUAUAAAAACUAUAUUUUUUAUUUAUAUUUAAAAGUUCAAAGAACUUUGCGACAGUGAUUUCUUGAAAUUAAUAAAUUAUACUCGAAAAACGACAAGUUUCAUUCUACGCGCGCAACAGCCAGAUUAAGAACUAGAAUUACUUCUAAUAUUCUUUCCUUCACUUUUCCACAGAAACCCAAACCCGGUACAGAACAAAAAGCUUACACCAAAUUUCCCUAAUUUUUCAAGAUUGUAUGCCGGAACGGUUUAUCCGACACAAAGUAUUAAGGUGCAGUACUAGAAUUAAACUAAUUUAUUUCUACUUUUCAGAAGCUUGACUAACCACGAAGUUGAUACCACUGUUUUGAAGGCAGACCUCAAGCAGGAUGAUUUA